UGCAGAACCUCACCUGCUCUGCAGAGUUCUUAGGAGCAGAAAAGAGUGAGGGGAAUUUGCACACCACCUGGGGGUUAUAUUAUUUCUUUCAGCAGGGGAGUCACAAGAGCCUCCUGUCCAUCAACUCUGAGCUCUUUGCCUAGUUGGUCUGGGUAUCCGCUCUAUAGACUGAUUACUCCUGGCUCAGCAACCUGUCCUGUCCUGUCCCGCACUGCCACGAUGCUUGGACCUCUGCCACCUUCCCUUCUCUUCCUCCUGCUGGCUUUCCAAGCUGUAGGAGCCUCCGGAGAAGAGUCGGGGCCCGUGAGGCUGAACGGGAUUUGGGGAGAGUCGGUCACUUUCUCUCUGGUGAUUCCAAGUGGAAGCCGGGUUGACAAUAUAGUCUGGAACGCAAAGUCAACUAUAGCAAUUGUGAAACCAGGAAAAGAAGCCGCACCCCAAGUGAUAGAUCAACGUUACAGAGAGCGACUGAGAGUCCUGGACAGGGGCUACUCAUUGCAAAUCAUGGACCUAAGCCAGGAGGACACGGGCACAUACACGGCACAAAUAGCCACAGAAGGAACCACUGAGCCCAUCUUCCAGAGAUUCGCCCUGCACGUGUACAAACAACUGACAGAGUCCGACAUCAACAUCAUCCCCGGGCAGGACUCCGUGCGCACUGUGAAUGGGACGUGUAACGUCACCCUGAACUGCUCCCUCCUGUGGGGAGGAGAGGACGUGACCUACACCUGGAGCCAGACAGCAGAGAGCUCUGUUGUCUCCAGUGGGGCAUCCAUUCUCAUCUCGCACAGACUCGGAAGUGGGGUCUCACCUGUGACCUGCACGGCCAGGAACCCCAUCAGCAACAGCUCAAAAUUAAUUUCUCUCCAGGAAUUUUGUGAAGGUUUCACCAGCACUGGCUUCCCAGCAGGGUCAAGCAGCCCAGCAACCUAUUGCCAGGUGAAGGGGAUUCUCCUGCUGGUGGUGCUGGGAGCCCUGCUCGCAGCCAUCGGCAUGGUGCACGUCCUCACCCGGGACAAAGAGAGGCUGGAUUGAGCGAGCCGAAGGGCCAGUGCAAGGAGCUUUCCUUGCGGCUUGUGGCGACGUCUGCAUCUGCAACGGGGUCUUUUCACUCCCCUGCUGCACACCGGAGCCGCAGCAGCCCAGCUGUCGAUAGGCCUGGGUUUGGACCCAUCCCUGCUCCUUUGCCCUGCCAUGCUGGGGCUCAGAUGGGGAGGUCGGGACUAGAGAAACUCAGCCUCCAGAGCCCCCCUAAACCUGGCUGAGAAUGGGUUGCCACCACCUCCUGGCUGGGCAUGGUGCUGCAGGUGUUCUGCCUUAGUUUCUCCAUUCUAGCUUUCCCCACUUGCUAUAACAGUUCGCCUGGCUCACCACUCUGGCUCGGUCAGUGCGGAAGCUCAGUCCCCUUCCAGGGUAUCGGAGUCGAACCAGACACAAGAUAUAGGAGCCUUUGUCCCAGCUCAGCUUAGUUCUCUGCUCCUUUCACGUUACCCAUCUGCCCACCCCCUGGACUCAGCUCGCAGUCACUCUCCUGCCCCUGCAGGGCCUUACGUUAGGAAUCAUCCCAGGUACUUCCAAGCAGUCUCCUGUCAGGGCCUUCCCUCCCCCCAGGGAGGCCCAAUCAGGUCUCCCAGUUUCAAUCCCUAGCCCAGCUCCCCUCUCCCCGUGAGGGCUGUUGGGUCCCUGCUCCUUCCCAGCCAGCCCCCUGCAGGGCAGGGUCUCCCCUUUCUUAGCGUCUCCCUUCCAGCCUAGCCCUGCUACAGGUGUGGCGGGCAGAGCUGGCUGGGCUCAGAGCAGCCGAGUGACCCCUCAAGCUUCCUGCGGUGUUUGGAUUAUGGGUUUUAAGCAUUUUUCAGUGUUUAUCAAUUUAUAUAUUCACAGUUGCAGGACA
Molecule: messenger RNA, 1891 nt
Organism: Caretta caretta (loggerhead turtle)
Lineage: Eukaryota; Metazoa; Chordata; Testudines; Cheloniidae
Product: SLAM family member 9
Biological process (GO): T cell activation
Cellular component (GO): membrane; external side of plasma membrane
Source: RefSeq, a predicted model, not a curated record